Messenger RNA from Gadus morhua (Atlantic cod), 2636 nucleotides. RefSeq names its product DDB1 and CUL4 associated factor 15 (gene dcaf15). The record is from RefSeq and is a predicted model, not a curated record. NCBI's taxonomy places the organism in Eukaryota, Metazoa, Chordata, Actinopteri, Gadiformes, Gadidae. Gene Ontology annotation, biological process: protein ubiquitination. Gene Ontology annotation, cellular component: Cul4-RING E3 ubiquitin ligase complex.
CGAAUAUUUCUAGUUAGUGUUGCGAUUCUAAUCCUAGUUGUGGUUCUCCGGGAGACUGAAGGGGUGUAGUUCCAGUCGUUGUGGGUAGAGGUGUAUUUAGUGGUUGGUGUCGGUGUUCCUGCGGGAGACUGCAGGGGUCCCCAGCCUGAAUCCUCGAGUCUGAACGCUUUGGCCAGGCAGCGUCCAGCAGCAGCUCGGUGGGAGAUGGCGCCCAGCUCCAAAGCAGACAAGGACCACAAACAGAAACAGAGGAAACACAAAGAGCAUGUGGUGAAGCUGCUGACCCGCGGGAAGCUGUCAGGUCAGUUCUCCCAGCGGCUCUUCAGGAAGCUCCCGCCUCGGGUCUGCGUGCCUCUGAAGAACAUCGUCAGUGAGGAGUUCCUCCGCGCUGGUCACAUCUUUCUCGGCUUCACCAAAUGUGGCCGCUACGUUCUGUCGUACACAAGUGACUGUGGGGAAGAUGAUGACUUCUCCUUCUACACAUACCACCUCUACUGGUGGGAGUUCAACCUCCACAGCCGACUCAAACAGGUACACCAUGUGCGUCUGUUUGCGGGAGAGGAGAUCUACAGCGACCUCUACCUCACUGUCUGUGAAUGGCCCAACGACCGCUCCAAGAUCGUCAUCUUUGGAUUCAAUACCCGCUGCUCCAGCUCGGUGCUGAUGAACCUGAUGAUGAGUGACGAGAACAACAGAGACAUCUACAUCACCAUCGCCUCCAUGCCCCCGGCCGCACCCUGCACCCAGUGCAGCCCGCCACCUGCAGCGUCCACCACACGCACAGGCGGGGGCGAGUGUUUGGAGCACGGCUACGUCCUGAACAGCCGGUACCAGGUGGUGUACCCCUUCCCCACCUUCCAGCCCGCCUUCCAGCUCAAGAAGGACCAGGUCAUCCUGCUGAACACCAGCUACUCUCUGGUGGCCUGCAGUGUCUCGCUCUGCCCAGACCAGCAGCAGUCCUCUCAGAUCCUCUACUCCAGAGGAGCCGCCCCCGCCGAGUCCGCCUCCUCCAGGGACUCCUCCUCCCCCCCCUCCCCCGGCCGGGCCCCCCCCUCCCCCGGCCGCCCCCCUUCCUCCCCCGGCCGGGCGCAGGCAGCCCUGCGGGUUCGGGAGUUCGCGGCCGAUCUGUUCCGCCGUUCCCAGGGGGGGGGGCGGGAGGAGGGAGGAGAGAAGGAGGCCCUCUCUGUACUGCGGGGAGAGGGGGGGACCCGGAGGCUCUGCGGGGGGAGGGGGGGGGAGGGGGGGGAGGACAGUAGGACUCGUCUCUCAGGGCCGUCCACCUCGGUCGGGGAGCGCGCUCUAGAGCGGCUCUCUGGACAGAGUCCCGCCCCCUCCUCCUCCUCAUUGGCCUCGUCUCCGCGGACCCCGCCCUCGUUCUCCUCCCAGGAGACCGGGGCGGAGACGGGGGUGGAGCUGGGGGCGGAGCCGGGCUACGUCAACUACACCCGCCUGCACUACUGCCUCCAGCAGCCGGGGGCAGCAGAGGCGGAGGCCGGAGGCUACGUGGACGAUAAGGUCCAGCUGCCGUUCAGCGUGACCGACUUGAAGGGACGCAACCUGCAGCCAGUGACUGGGGAGCACAGCGGACAGACGGUGUGUGUGGAGCAGCUGACUCUGGACUUUGAGUAUCUGAUCAACGAGGCGAUCCGCAGCGAUGCCGCCUGGGCGCCGCUCUUCUGCUCCUUCAGCGACUACGACGUGGUGAUACUGGAGGUCUGUCCGGACACCAACACGGUGAUGAUCAACAUCGGGCUGCUGCUGCUAGCCUUCGCCUCGUCAGAGGAGGAGCACUGCAGGCCCAACACCUACCACUCCAACCUGCAGGUGAGCUGGGACCUCAACACAGGGCUCUGCUGCACCGUGGGCGUCGGCAACCUCACCGAGGUCAAGGGUCAGACAAGUGGCAGUGUGUGGAGCUCGUACCGCAAGUCCUGCGUCAACACGGUCAUGAAGUGGUUGGUCCCGGAGAGCAGCUCGCGCUACAUCAACCGCAUGACCAACGAGGCGCUGCACAAAGGCUCCUCGCUGCAGGUGUUGGCGGACAGCGACCGCUGCACGUGGAUAGUGUUAUGAAGGAGAUGUUUUCCUCCUGGCCGGUGGCCGCGUCCUUGACACCAUAAGCACACGCACAUCAACACACGUUGACUCUGACCUCAGUGUGCUGUGAUCUUAUCUGAAACGGCUGAUGGGGAAAUUACAUUUUUCCCAUCACUUACGGAGGAUUAGCGUAUGACAGCCGGGGAGAGGGAUGGUAAACGGAGUCCAGGGAUUGCAUGGCUCCUCCCGCUGGUAUUCCAUCUUGUUCAACCGGCUGUCGCACCGUAUCGCGGGAUCAAGAACCGCACAGAGCUGACUGAAGGAAGACCUGCGGAGGAGUACUAUUACAUGAGCUGUUCUGUUCUUGUGUGUCUGUGUGAGGUCUGGACAUGUAUGUUUUUUUAAGGAGUAAAUAAGUGUGCGUAGUGCUUCUAGCACACACUGAAGAUCCUGCAACGACCAAUCACUGCACAGCAGUCUAGUGAUGUCACGAUGAGAUACUGUCCUUGAGUCGACCACUGUUUGGAAGGCGGCGUUUUGCGUUAUGGUUAGGAGGAAAAAGGGAUUCAAUUGUUCAAAUAAAGUGAUUUAAAAAAAGA